CUUCUUUUCACAUUUUAACCAACCCGUGAACUUAGCCUCUUGCGUCGUACCCUCAUUAUCAUUAACUGAACAUUUUUAAAGUCUUAUUAUAGUCUUUGGGAAUUUUCAACACUGAGUAUUACUUUUACGGAUCAUGCUUUUGUAAAUCUCAGUAUUUUGUUAACUUUUGUUGAAAGAAACGCAACAUUAACAAAAAAUAAAUGUACUUAAGAGCUUUAUUACUGUGGUACUUAAUGAGGACGGCCGAGGGUGAGUUUUUCGGUUCGGAUCAAUUCAAAACAAAUGUAAAUGUUCUAGAGAAAGGUGUUCAUAACUUAUACCAUAGUGCGACAAAAAUUUGUGGCUUUAUCCAUCGGAAGAUAAUCUCAGACUAUUACAAGAAGUUAGGCCUAGUUCCUUCUGAGAAUGGAAAUGACAUAAACUGGUCUGAAGUCGCAAAGUACUUUAUAGGUUAUAUAACACUGUCAUCGAUAUGCCUUGUACUUUCUAUUGUUGUGCCUGUAACAUUUUUGAUUAUAUGUUGCUGCCGAACGAGAGGAAAGUGCGGAAGAGAUAAUACUCCCCGAGAAAAGUCGAGAGAUAGAACUGUGAGGAUUGCGUGCUCUUCUAUACUAGCAGUUUUGACUAUAGGAACUUUUUUCUGCCUCUUCUUUGCCUACACAUCUAAUGAUAUAUUAUCGGAAACUGUAUCGGAACCGAACGGUGUGCUGUCCAAAUCAAUAAGGAAUCUGAAGAGGAUGGCAAAUUAUAGGGAUAAUAUUAUAAAGGAAAUGCUGGAUUUGAGAACAAAAGCACGUUCAUUAGCUUACAAAGCCAAAAAGGAAUUGAAAGACUUAGCUUUUGAGGAAAUUUUCAAUAAUUCAACAGAUUUAAGUGAAAUCAGUCGUCAAAAUGAAUUGGCUAUAAAUUUUACAAAGAGUAUUCAAGAAAGUUUCGUGAAAUAUCAGCAUGAUUAUCAUUAUGUAUAUAAUAUAUCCGAAAAACUUCAAGAAUAUCUUCCGAAUAUAUCUUUAGCUGAGCAAUUAGAUAACAAUGCUUGUACUAGAUUGAUAAAGUCGAAAAAUUUAGCAAACGAGAUAAAGAAUUUCAACGAUAAUAUCUUUAAAACUAUUGAAAAUGUUAUGAAGAAAUUAUCGGGGAAAAUUACUGAUGCUUAUGAAUACAGAAAUAAUCUCAUGAACAAUUUUACAGUUGUAUUCAAAUCUCAUAAACAAUUGAUUCAAGAAGCUGAUAUUGGAGCAGAAAAAAUAGAAUUGAUAGAUGAGAUGAUUUCGCGAUUAAGAGAUUUGCCACUUAAUCGAACUUUGGUUGCUAUUUCAACAAAACCAAUGAGUGACAAUAUACAACAUUAUGAGUUUUUUCGCUUCGGUUUAUCACUUGGCCUCUGUUUGCUUAUAAACAUCAUCCUCAUAAUUUACGCUGUUGCCCUUAUACUGCCUUGCCUCUACGGACCAAAGCAUCCUCGGAAAAUGCAUGCAUCUGCUGAAGUUGCCAGCUCAUUCUUGGUUCUUGGCACUGGUCUUGGUAUUGUGGCGUUCAGUAUUUCUUUAGGGAUGGUUGUAUUCCUCUUCUUAUUUGGGGGUAUUACUUACACAGAAGUCUGUAGAUAUGCUCAGCCGUCAAUUUCGGAUAUUGGGAGGACACCUUUGGGUAAUGUCAUUAAUGCUGUUGUCAACGAAAGACUUUUGAAAGGAACACCUGUGUAUAAUAUUUCGGUAACUGAUGUUUUAAGUAACUGUCAAAGUAAUGUAAGUAUUUACGAAGCCCUAAAUCUAGAGUCUGCGUUACAUUUAAGAGACUACUUUAACGAUGGUGAUCGAAUAGAUCAAAUUGGUAGUCUCUAUAGUGAUCUUGGUAAAGCAAUUAAACCUUUGGAAAAUCAUAGUAUUUAUCCGUCAAAACAUCAAUUUGAGGAAUUUGAAUCAUCUUUAAAGAAAUUUUCAAAGGGGAAGAGAUACAUUAAGAGAAUGAAGGACUGGACCGAAGGUUGGCAUACUUGCUUCAAGACUCUAUAUAAACAUAAUGAGAUUAAGACAGUGAGAAAUUUAUACAAAAGGGAUAUAAAAAAUAUGAAAAGUAUUGUAUCUAACUUAAAUAAUGUACAAUAUAAAAAAAUUCUAAGGGAAUCAAGAAAUGUCUCCGAUUUAAUUUCCAGUGUUAGUGAUCUUUUUCAAGCUCGAAUUGAAGAAAUUAAAACAUUCCAGGAUAGAAUGGCUGUGGAUGGUAUUUAUAAAAUCCACAAUAUGGCAAAGCUGAUAAUCCCUUUACAAUCAUUAAAGCAUCUAAUUUUUCAUGAUAUGGGUAGAUGUGGUCAUCUAUACUCGUCUCUAGAAGAGUUGUUUACUUUUGGAUGCACAGACAUACUACAAGCCCUAAAUGCUUUUUGGGUGGCAAUGGGUAUUGCUGUUAUGCUACUGUUACUUAGUUUUAGUGCAACUACAUCAUUAGUUGUUCUAAAUAGAAGAAAAGGGAAGAGUUCUCAGUGUUACAAGGAGCUUAAUAACGUUUCCGAUUCACCUAGAAAGUCUGCCGCAAAUAAAUUACAAUGGAGAAAUGAAAAAAAGUCGCUAAAGACAGUGAAAACAGAUUUACUCUUAUUAACUCCUCCAACCGGAGAUGAAAGUCCAGAUCUAUCACGCCGUUAAUUUACUUAACAACCGAUUUCUUUCAUAAUAGAUAUUUUUUACGAUUCCAAACUAGAGAAUCAUAUUUAUCUACUUUAAUACAUCUUUUCCAAUUUUGCGUUUAGCAUUCUUUGGAAAAUUGAAAAUUU
This is a messenger RNA of Dimorphilus gyrociliatus, 2773 nucleotides long. NCBI's taxonomy places the organism in Eukaryota, Metazoa, Annelida, Polychaeta, Dinophilidae. The record is from the annotation of a GenBank genome assembly.